Molecule: messenger RNA, 1741 nt
Organism: Chrysemys picta bellii (western painted turtle)
Lineage: Eukaryota; Metazoa; Chordata; Testudines; Emydidae
Source: RefSeq, a predicted model, not a curated record
AGUGAGGAAGCUGAGACCUCAUGUUGCAGCCUGCAGUGAAUGGAGAGCUGCGCUCCAGUCGAUACUGAUUGCAGCCAGAAGAUACAGGAAAGCAAUGUGCCCCACUUGCUACGCGGAUCAAACAGAGAAUGGAGGAGAAACAGCUAAGGCACUUCCUAACCCUGCAGGCUCACAGACAAAAACCAGACCAGAUAAAUCUCACUUCUGGCUUUGCCGUAUCCUCUGGAAAUAUUAUAGGCUAGUCAAAGUCCUGUUUAUAGUUUUUCUCAUUAUUGCUGUUAUUGUUUUGGCAGUGGUUAGCAGUAGGCCCUGCCCAAAUCAUGCCCCUACCACAUGUCCAGUCGAUUGGAUCGGGUCCCAAGGGAGAACAUACCCAUGGAAAUGCUACUACUUCUCACAGGUCGAUGGGGAUUGGAACUCCAGCCAGAACAACUGCUCUUCGCUCGGUGCCUCCCUGGCUACAGUUGACACACGGGAGGAAAAGGAUUUUAUGUUGCACUAUAAGGGACUCUUAGAAACCUGGAUUGGCCUUACCAGGGAAGAAGCAGACAAGCAGACCUGGAAAUGGGUAAAUGGCACCCCUUUCAACAACCUGUUUCCAAUAAGGGGAGGAGGUGAAUGCGCGUAUCUGAAUAACGAACAAGGUAUCAGCAGCUCAAGAUGCAGCACAGGGAGACGCUGGGUCUGCAGCAGGCCAGCCUGAUGCACAAAACCAAGGCAAAAGACAGUGCAAGCCCUUCUGAAUGAGGGAGAGUGAUGAAAACCACUGUCGAUAGGUUUUACUCUCACAUUAUUCGUCACUUUGCUUUCUGAACUGGAGAUGUCAACCACUGUCGACCCACUUGAGUUUCGAUGGAAAAUUGGGUUGGGAAAUUUUUGAUAUUUUGUUAAAAAACAAACACCUGAAAAUCAAAAUAUUUUGAUUUGGGAAUGCCAUCAUGGUGCAUCAUGGGAGUUGUAGUUUUGUUUUCUCAUGCCCCCAAUCUCUUCUGUGGACCAAGCACCCAACCUGGACUACAUCUCCUAUGAUGCAUCGUGGACAGAGGGGAGACGGGUGCAUCAUGGGAGAUGCAGUUCCCCUGGAUGUAUAGGUUCUGAGGCCAAAAGGGACCACUGUGAUCAUCUUGUCUGACCUCCUGGCUAACACAGGCCAGAGAACUGCCCCAAAAUCAGUCCUAGAGUAGAUCUUUUAGAAAUACAUCCAAUUUUGAUUUAAAAAUGGUCAGUUAUGGAGAAUCCGUCACAACCCUUGGAAAUUAUUCCAAUGGGUCGUUAACGUCACCAUUACAAAUUACACCUUAUUUCCAGUCUGAAUUUGUCUAGCUUCAACUUCCAGCCAUUGGAUCAUGUUCUACCUUUCUCUGCUAGAUUGAAGAUCAAUUAUUAAAUAUUUGUUCGCCAUGUAGACACUUAUAGCCUAUAAUCAAGUCACCCCUUCACCUUCUCUUUGUUAAGCUAAAUCAUUUGAGCUCUUUAAGUCUAUCACUAUGAGGCAAGUUUUCUAAUCCUUUAAUCAAUCUCGUGGCUUUUCUCUGAUCCCUCUCCAAUUUAUAAACAUCCUUCUUGAAUUAUGGGUACCAGAAUUGGACACAGGAUUCUAAUAAGAGUCACAGCUGUGCCAAAUAUAGAGGUAAAAUAACCUCUCUGCUCCUAGUUGAAAUUCCACUAUUUAUGCAUCCCAGGAUCAUGUCAGCUCUUUUGAGCCACAGUGUCACACUGGGAGCUCAUGUUCUGCUGAUUA